CGCAAUAAAUAAAGAAAAACCCUAAUUAACAAUGCCCAUUCUCUCUCUCUAAAAAGCUCUCUCUCUAUCCAUCGUAACCCUAAUUGGCUUUUCCAUGGCGGCGGCUCGUGAACGUAAUGACAAUUCAUAUGAAGACGGAGGGGGUUUCGGCAAGUUUCGAAAGCGGCCGUUUCGAAGGGUCCAGGCUACGCCGUACGAUCGGCCGCCGACCGCAAUUCGAAACCCCACCCCCGCUAGUAACACCAACAACAAUAAUGGUUGGUUAUCAAAGUUGGUGGAUCCAGCACAGAGGCUCAUUACUUACAGCGCUCACAAGCUUUUUGCUUCCGUUUUACGAAAACGGCUACCUCCACCUCCUCCGCCCCAGCCGCCGGAGACAGAGGCAAAUGGGGGAGCGCCUGAUAAGCAGCGGGAAACCGUUCCUAAAGAUCCACCCGGAAUACAAGGUUCAGCUGCCAAUGAAAUUGAUAAUCCAGGUGGUAGUUAUGACAGGGGUGGGCUUACUGAACUAGAGCUAAUUCUGAAGCAGAAGACAUUUACAAGGUCUGAGAUUGAUAGAUUGAUGGCUCUGCUGCAAUCAAGAACUGUUGAUGUUGAUCUGCCUCUUGGGAAUCAGGGAGAGAAGUCUGAAGCGAUCCCUUCAAAAGGUUUUUUAUCCCCAGAUAGGAAGGAGUAUCCAAAUACGCCAAUUAAAGACAAUGGACUUGAGAACCCCCACAUUUCAACUCCCAAUGUCCUUGAUGAGGAUGUUGCUUCACCUGCGGAGCUUGCAAAAGCUUACAUGGGUAGCAGGCCUUCAAAAAUAUCCCCAUCAGUGCUGGGUUUGUGCAGUCGACCGACUGCGGAGCAUUCAAUUGCGCAGAUUGAUCGACUGUUCCCUUCAAAGUCCCCGAUCAUGUCAGUUGUGCCAAGGUCUUCACGUCAUGUUGUAUCUGUUGAAAAUGGUUUUGUCACGCCAAGAUCUCGUGGUCGUUCUGCUAUUUACAGCAUGGCUCGAACACCAUAUUCCAGAGUUCACUCAACCUCUACCCUUCAGGGUGCUGGGACAGAAACUAAUGUUCUUGGUGCGCCAUCAUUUUCAUCUCAAGGCAUCUGGGGGAACAACAGAUUUUCUGGAUCUAAACAAGGGGCUUUAAAGCGAAGGAGUUCAGCUCUGGAUAAUGAUAUAGGAUCUGUUGGUCCUAUACGCCGAAUUCGUCAGAAAUCUAACCUCCUGCCUUCUUCUAGCACUCUUUCUAUCCGUGGAACUGGCCUUGGUUCUGAUGCUGCUCAACAACCAUCCUCGUCACAGAAGCUAGUUGUAGCAAGCGAAGUAUCUAUAGAAAAUGAUGAUAAUAGUAUUCAUGGUUCUAGUUCUACCUCUGUCCCCUCUAAGUCCAGUGAGAUGGCUUCAAAGAUAUUGCAGCAACUGGAUGUGUUAGUCUCAUCAAGGGAGAAGUCACCUACUAAGUUGUCACCAUCCAUGCUACGUGGACCAGCUCUUAGAAGCCUCGAGAAUGUAGAUUCUUCAAAAUUUCUGGAGACUGUUCAAGAUAAUAAUAAGACAGAUGUUAAACGUGAUGCCUCACUACCUGAUGUACGAGAUUCUCUGUCUCAAGAGCAAGAUAAGGUUGAGGAAAAUGGUCCAAAGAAGCUCAGUGUGUCUUAUGAAAAGUUAGCUUCUGCAGUAAAUGGUAUAGAUCCCACAAAUUUGGUGAAGAAUAAUAUGUCUGAUUUCAAAAAUAUAUCUUUUCCCAUGGUGAAUUCUGUUGCCCAGCCCCCUUUGCAGAAGAAAUGGGCUUUCCAGAUGAGUGCACAUGAGGAUUAUCUGGAGCUUGAUGAUGAUGACCAUUUUGAUAGGAGUGCAUCUGCUGUGUUGGCUGAAGAGAAACAGAAGCUGGAUACCACUUUAGUUGAAAGUAAGACCAGUUCUGCUGAGGCCAUUACAUCAGAGAAGCCUGCAGCUUUUUCUCAAGCCAAACCUGAAGCAAGUUCCAUAUUCAACCAAAAAACUCCAGUAGCUUCUGAUGGGUCUGCAUUUACUGAAAAGAACAGUGGAUUUUCUGUUCCAUCUGCUGCACCUUUGCCCAGUGUAACUGUCCAGCACGCUGUUGUUGUGGACAAGCAGGCAACUGUAACAUCUGAUAAAGCUUCAUCACCAAAUGAAUUAAGUGCUGCUCCUCCUAUACUUAACUUUGGGGACAAAAUUGUUUCUCCCAAGGAACCAAAUGGUAUCCCAUCUAUAUCUAAUUUCAGCUCUAAAACUGUGGGUGUAGUACCACUGUUCACAUUUGCUUCCACUUCAUCAGUUGUGAGUGAGACUGCAGGCUUAAAGUUUGGUACUUCAAACCCUAGAUCAGAAAGCUCAAGCAGCUUUGCUUUUAAUGCUGUUGAUGCAACAAAGUCUGGUACAAAAGAGCCUGAGUCAGACAAAACUGAUAAUAUAAACAGUUUGAAGGCUGGUGUCUUCAGUUCAAAUGAAACCUUGUCUUCUUCUGUAUCAACUUUCUCACCUGCAACAGGCAUAUUUUCAUUUGGCAUGGGUACCAAUACUUCAAGUUUAAACGGGUCUCUUGUAGAUUCUAUACAUUCAUUUUCUUCCCCUGAUCCAACUCUAGUUUCUGAUAAAAUUGUUGGCCAAAAUUCAUCUAGCAGCUAUAGCAACACAGUUGUUGACAGUGGUGCCAUUACCUCUACCUCUGCUAUGACUACUACAAGUCCGAACACCAACAGCAGUAGCAACGUUUCUGUGUCGGCUUCAGCACCUUCCUAUGAAUCUAGACCUGCUUUCAAAUUCGGUUCCUCAUCCACUCCCAACUCAUCAAUAGCAGCAACUAGUGGUGUAGAAUUGACAGAAAUCAGGAAGGAAACAAGCUUUGGCAAUCUAAUGAGUGCUCCUUUUGCCAGUACAUCCUCUGUGGUUACAAGCACUGGGGGCAGUCUUUUUGGUGGUACAUCCUCUGCAAUGAUGAGCACAGGAAGUAUUGUUUUAGAUGGUACAUCAUCUGCAGUUGCCAGCACUGGAAGUAGCACUUUAUUUGCUACAUCUUCUUCUGUUACAAGCACAGGCAAUGGUAUUUUUAGUUUUAAUGCUGGAUCAAAUACUUCAGCCGCAGCUGCAACUAAUCAAUCUCAGGGUUUUAAUCCUUUUGGUGCCACUAGCGCUCAGGAAUCUGGAUCUGUAUUUGCUGCUACAACUCAGAGCAUGCCCAUUCAAUUUAGCUCAUCUGCAUCAUCUCCUUUUGGGUUGACUGCGAAUAUGACCUUUUCUUCUGGAAGUUCCUUAUUUAGUUCGUCAAAUAAUAUGAAUAAACUUUUCAGUUCUGGUGCUACUUUUGGACUGACUUCUACUUCUUCAGAGACUAACACUGUUGGCUCUGCUAGUAGCUCUAUGUCAACAGGGUUUGGUUCUAGCUGGCAAACACCUAAAUCUCCCAUUUUUACUUCUGCAUCUUCCUCUACUGGGUUUGCGUAUGGAGCAUCCUCAGCUUCUAAUGCUACUAGCGCCACAUCCAUCAUGUUUGGAUCAUCUGCUUCAUCUGGUUCUAUUUUUUCCUUAAGCUCACCUGCAGCAUCUACUCCAUCACAACCUGUGUUUGGUAGCCGAAAUCCUGCCUUCGCAUUUGGGUCAUCUCCAGCGGGUAAUAGUGAUCAAAUGAACAUGGAGGAUAGCAUGGCUGAGGACACUGUUCAGGCAACCACAUCUACAGUUCCUUUGUUUGAUCAACAACCGGUUGCACCUCCAUCUUCUGGCUUUGUUUUUGGCUCUACGGCUCCAUCAGGAGGGAAUCAAUUUGGCUCAACAGCUCCCUCUGGAGCAAAUCCUUUUCAAUUUGCAAGCCAGUCGAAUCUGGCAGCAUCACAGAACCAAUCUCCAUUCCAGGCUUCUGGUAGUCUAGAGCUCAAUGCAGGAGGGAGCUUCUCAUUGGGCACUGGUGGUGGUGAAAAGUCUGGCAGAAAAUUUUUGAGAGUCAGAAAAACGCAGCGGAAGAAGUGAACAUCAAUCAUUGAUGCUAAGUUGCUUUUCUCAUUGCAGUCCCUGGACAGUUGCGAUUGAUAGACAAAUAAUUAUAAUGAUGGGAGAUGAACAGCAUUGAUGUGUUCUUGCUGUUAAUCACCCAGAUUAUUCAGUGAUGAUGCAGGCAAAACCAUCCUUUGAGGCUCUGGGAAUGUGCUGAUUCUGUAUGGUCUCUAAUUAGUCUUCUUGGGGGCGAAUUUUAUGGUUGCAAGGCAGACAUAGGUUGUCACAAUUUUGUACCAGUUUUCCUUAGCAAAUCUAAGAAUAUUUGUGCUGUAGUAGUUGUAGCUCAGGAUUUAUUACUGGGCAAUUUGCUAGCUACUGUGUUCUCUGUACUUGUCAUAUGUAAUGUAACAUAAAGAGAAAUUGAUGUGAAUUUGCUUAAGAAAAGGUACCUUUACUGGUUGCAA
Molecule: messenger RNA, 4407 nt
Organism: Hevea brasiliensis (rubber tree)
Lineage: Eukaryota; Viridiplantae; Streptophyta; Magnoliopsida; Malpighiales; Euphorbiaceae
Product: nuclear pore complex protein NUP1
Exons: 9
Coding region: 95-3976 (1293 amino acids)
Biological process (GO): nuclear membrane organization; poly(A)+ mRNA export from nucleus
Cellular component (GO): nuclear envelope
Source: RefSeq, a predicted model, not a curated record